AGGCAUGUUCUUGAUCUUGCGACGUGGGUUGAGGCCUUCACCGUCUUGGUCCAGAUCAUGGUCGACAUUUCUUUGCACAGGACAGUGGAGUUGCUGUCCUAUCAAUUCCGCAUCAAGGCUGCUGCAGACCUAUCACUGAAGUGGGACAUCAUUGAGCCAAGUCUGUGGCAGCUGAUUUAUUACUGACUGUCUCCAACGCUGCUGCAAGGACGGUAUGACAGGUGGUCCAUUUAACGCACAACCAUUUAGCCCCAUGCAGUCGUCUGGGCAAGGCAUUGUGCUGGCCGAGAGAUUACAACGCCCUCGCCCUAGCAUUGCCAGAAGGAAACUGUUUGCCAGCGAUAAUCUAUUUUUCUUCUUUAAAUACCACUUACUGUUUCGAGCAUCACACGUGCCAGUCACCUCCAAUGCCUUUGAUGCUCUGCCCGGUCCAAGUUGGAUGACUCCAGAACCUUUGCUCCCACAGCUGCGGAGCGACCUGACACCAUGGUCUAGCCAAUCACCGCAGCAAAGUUCGUCCUUCUAUUUGGGCAAGCUCCCUUUGCUGCACGAGCAUUUAUCCGGCGUGGAAUGAGCGACACAGCCAAGGAGAUCAUCAAGGUAACUGUCUUACUGGUUCUCAUCCGUGUUGCUUGAACUCUUGUCAGUAUCCUCUUUACCACAUGCGGUCUCAAUGCACAAACAUUUAAUGCCUAACUACCCAGGGGGCUUUUUGUCCUCGUCCCUCUCUUGGCUCCGCCAAGAUCUCUCGCUGCAGUGCCCCCUCUCUGACUCUUCCCUUGGCUCCGCCAAGAUCCUGCUCCGGCAGUGACCCCUCUCUGACCUCUCUCUUGGCCCUGCCAAGAUCCUGCUCCGGCAGUGACCCCUCUCUUGGCUUCGCCAAUAUCCUGCUCCGGCAGAGACCCUUCUCUGACCUCUCUCUUGGCCCUGCCAAGAUCCUGCUCCGGCAGUAACCCCUCUCUUUACUCAGGGCCCUCGGUCGCCGUCCCUCGGACGCAGACUCUUGUAGAUACUUGGCUCCGCCAACAUUCUGCUUCGACAGUGUCUACCCGGCCGACCCUGAAUCCUCUCUCGUAGAUACUUGGCUCCGCCAACAUUCUGCUCCGGCAGUGUCUACGUAUAUCUCUUGUCUGACCUCUCUCUCUUGGCCCUGCCAAGAUCCUGCUCCGGCAGUGACCCCUCUCUUUACUCAGGGCCAUCGGUCGCCGUCCCUCGGACGCAGACUCUUGUAGAUACUUGGCUCCGUCAACAUUCUUCUUCGGCAGUGUCUACCCGGCCGACCCUGAAUCCUCCCUCGUAGAUACUUGGCUCCGCCAACAUUCUGCUCCGGCAGUGUCUACGUAUUACUCUUGUCCGACCUCUCUCUUGGCCCUGCCAAGAUCCUGCUCCGGCAGUGACCCCUCUCUUUACUUAGGGCCCUCGGUCGCCGUUCCUCGGACGCAGACUCUUGUACUUGUAGAUACUUGGCUCCACCAGUAUUCUGCUUCGGCAGUGUCUACCCAGCUGACCCUGAAUUCUCUGUCUGUUUGUGUGUUUGUCUGUCCGUCUGUUUUGUGUCUGUUUGUCUGCCUGUCUGUCUGUUUCUGUGUCUAUCUGCCUUUCUAUUUCCUUGCCUCGUCUCCAUAUCAACGAGACAUGAAUCAUUGCCACACUCAAGCAGUCGAAGGCCGAACGCUAGCAAGGCUGCUAAUGUGACAGUGGCUACAGCGGGGCAACGUGCACAAUUGCCACCGGCGAUUCCAAGACGUUCUCGGACACGUUCAGCUCCACCACCAUCUCAACUACCCGGUGGCCCACCGUGGCUGGUGGUUACCCCGCCAAGAUCCUGCUCCGGCAGUGACCCCUGGCUUGGCUCCGUCAAGAUCCUGCUCCGGCAGUGACCUCUCUCUGACCUCUCUCUUGGCUCCACCAAGAUUCUGCUCCGGCAGAGACCCCUCUCUUGGCUCCGCCUAGAUCCUGCUCCGGCAGUGACCUCUCUCUGACCUCUCUCUUGGCUCCGCCAAGAUCCUGCUCCGACAGUGUCUAUGACUUUAACCUCGCUCACGGCUGCUUCGGUACGAGGCUUGCUGGCCACAAUGGGCCGUGCUCAUUUCCGGCUACUCAGGGCUCUCGGUCUUCGUCCCUCGGACGCGACUAUCCUCUUGGCUUCGCCAAGAUCCUGCUCUCUCUGUAGCCUCUCACUUCGCUGGCCAGCACCCUCCUAACCGCAAGCUGCUGUGUGUUGUAGUUAAUGUAGCAUUAUAGUAAUAAUGCAGAUUAAUGGGUGCAUGCGGCUGCUUCGUGCUGCCACUCAAACUAUGCUGCUAUGAUUGCUGGCGCUUUACUGCAUGCUCAUGCUUUGCUGCUGGCUACAGUCACGUGCGCUGUACAUCACGGUAUCCAUGUCGGUCACACGCCUUGGUGCAUGCUCACAUGGUACUCUAUGCGUCGUGGCAUUCUAUGUGUCAUACAACGUGACACUCAACGCGACAGAAUGCCCAUUUCACCGAAUGCAUGGCCCAACCGGAUGCACCAGCCGCCGCUCCUCCGACGUCUGCCCGCCACAUCCAACCCAACCGGAUGCGCCAGCCGCCGCUCCUCCUACGCCUGCCCGCCACAUCCAUUGAUAACCAGAAAUGAUGACAGCGUCUUUACCGAUUCAUCUCCAUGCCCAACGAACCACUGUGCCACUUUGACAUAACAAACCCAAACAACCCAUGCCGCACGCCGGCAUGUAAUGACGGACAGAUCUCAGAUGAAUUGGCAGACUUUCUCAACAUGACAAAGCCAGAUGUGGAAGAAGAGGGAGACGGAGAUGAGGAGAAAAACGAGAGGGAGUGUAUUCGCCACAUCCUGGACUACUGUGAGCGGUACGAAGACCGUGGUUGUGUCAUUGCACUACCCCAAUUACUGAACAAGAAAUCAGAGCCGGAACUCGAGCUCAUCAACCAACUCCGCAGUCCACUAACUCCGAAGAACUGAAACGCAGCUGCAUAGCUUGAUCAUGACUUUGCUGCACAGCUGCAACACCUGCCCAACGUCUUUCAAAUCCUGCUUAUCUCGGUCAAUA
This is a messenger RNA of Sycon ciliatum, 3049 nucleotides long. RefSeq lists its product as uncharacterized. Lineage: Eukaryota; Metazoa; Porifera; Calcarea; Leucosolenida; Sycettidae. The transcript has 2 exons. Bases 2647 to 2961 code for a protein of 104 amino acids. The record is from RefSeq and is a predicted model, not a curated record.